GAGGUGUAGGGAUGUUGGGCAGUGUGAGGUUCAACAGAGCGCGGACCUGAUUGGGUAGAAUGUGGGCUAGGGCAGGUGCAGUUCGUCGCCGGCCGGAACGGGAGGGAGUUGUUGAGAGGGGCGAAGAUAAGAUGGCCGCGGAAGCCAUAGAGCUGCACAAGUUGAAGCUUCCUGAGCUGAAGCAAGAAUGUUUAGCCCGAGGACUGGAAGCAAAAGGAAACAAACAGGAUCUCAUCAACAGACUCCGGACCUAUCUUGAGCAACAUGCGGAGGAGGAAGCAAAUGAAGAAGAUGUCUUGGGAGAAGAAACAGAGGAAGAAGAACAGAAACCAGUAGACACUCCUAUCAAAGAGGAAGUACCUAUUGAGAAAUCUACUGAAGAGGGUGCAGAAAAGAAAGUGGUGAAAAUUACUUCAGAAAUUCCACAGAUGGAGAGAAUGCAAAAAAGGGCAGAGAGAUUCAAUGUUCCUGUGAGUUUGGAAAGUAAGAAGGCUGCACGAGCAGCUCGGUUUGGUAUGCUUACAGCUGCAACUAAAGGUCUGGCUGCAGAAAGUAAGACUACAGUAAAUAUGGACAAACUAAAAGAAAGAGCUCAGAGAUUUGGCUUGAAUGUUGCCACAGUCUCCAAAAAGACUGAAGAUGAUGAGAAACUCAAAAAAAGAAAGGAGAGGUUUGGUAUUGUAACAAGCUCAGCUGGAACAGGAACCACAGAGGACACAGAGGCAAAGAAGAGAAAAAGAGCAGAACGUUUUGGCCUCGUCUGAUGGUCCUCCUCUUAGGUUUUACCUGUUUGAGGUGUAUCUUUGACCCAUUCUUGUUCUUCAUCUCUAAUAAGGAAAAUAGUUUUCCUCCUCCUUGGCUUUGCAUUUUAAAACUAGCUAUUCAGUUGUGCUUUUCUUACUUCGGACUAGGAAACAAAUUUUCAGAGCAUAGAAUGAAAGUAUUCUUUUUGUGUUUGUAACAGCUUAAAUUCUCUGGCAAAUUCUAUCAGCCACUUGUAUCCAGUUUAUGCCAUUGCAAAGUAGAGUGUACAAAAUGUCCAACUUAGUUCGUUUCUUCUACAGAGUGGAAACAGCUGCAUAAAAUAAAAUAAAAAUUAACCAAGUGUGGAAGUAGGAGGAAUAUGAAGAUUUUUGUUGCAUCACUCAGAGCUCCAGAUUGAAGUUGGUCAGCAGUACGUAAAUCAAGAGCUGUCUAAACCUUCCCUGCCAUUUUCCUUAGGCAUUCAUUGUCAUUAAUUCAAUUUUCACAUUGCCCAUGUCCAAGAAACAGCUGCCUUCUUCUAUUCUCACUCUUUAACAAAAUAACUCCUCAAGUUCAUCUCUUUCAGCAGACUGUCCACAAUCUGAUACUAAGAAUAUUUUUAUACUCAACAUCAAAGCACUUCUCUCCUUGGGCUCUGCUACAAGUCCGUUCACAUCAGACCUUAUGAAGAUGUUAGGUGUGCUAUACACCUAGCCUGGAAGGGUGAAAUGUAGUCCUCAGUUGAAAAUAUAAGCCAUGCUUUGUAUAACUUUUGCAGCUCACAUGUAUUUUAAAGGAUGCCUUUGGACUACACAAUGGGAUUAAUUUCAUCUGCCUGUGACUGACUGAAGUUUAGAGCAUCCCAAGAUGAAGGAAGUUCAAUAUCCAUGUAUUUAGCAACUGCGCUUCUCAGCCUCUUGCUCUGUUGGCAAUGCAAUUUUAGAACCAUGCCUUUGAAUGUGUUUUCUUAAGUUUAACUCAUCAGUUUCCUUCUUUGGGAGCAUUUUCGCUUAGUAUAGGAUUAUAAAACUGUAAAAAUGAUAGCUGUUAAAGGAACUGUUGUAAUAUAAAAUUCAUGUUCAAAGUUGUCUUUUACACAGCUUUUAGUCCCUAGCUAAUAGUGUUAUACAGGGCAAUAUCCAGACUAAGUUAGUUAUAACUAAGUUCCAUUGAAAUUAAUGGGUGUUAAAUUAGUCAUGACUAACUUGUCUCAUUGAUUUCAGUGGUGAUUAGUCAUAACUAACUAGUCUGGAUAUUGCCUACUGUUCUUAUGUUCAUGAAUUUAAAGCAUUUUUGAGAGACUUGAUGUUUCCAUUUGCACUGUUGUUGCAGUGUAUAAAAGGUAAUGAAUCGGAGUGAACAUCAUGUCUAUCAUUUAGUUGCAUCUCAUUUUCUUGCAGUUAACUUAGUCAUACUUCCUUGUGAAAUACAGUGAUAGCUCAACAAAAGUAUCCUUCUAUCUCACUGCAGUCAUCUAUAUUUAAAGCUGUUCAAAGUUUUUCAUUGUAAAAAUCAAGCAGCUUUUAGCUGAUAAUACAGAUCUGUUUGAUCUGUUGUAGAGGGAAGACAUUGAGGCUAUUCUCAUGAGCAGCCUAACCCAGGCUAGGGCAACCUAGCCUGGAUUAGGCCGCUCGUGUGGAGCUCCGGGAGUGCGCCCUUAACCCUGGCACCAGGGUCGUGUGUGUGCUCAGGCUGCACACAGCCUGAGCACACACACAGUUGGGUGCCUAGUGCGCCCAAUUAAUGGUGGAUUCCCCCAAUGCACUGCGCUCAUUGCACGGUACAUGGUGAGAUCCUUGGAGGCCAGGGCUAGUUUUCCCAGCCUCCAGCAGACUGUGUGGGCCCUCAACGGUGCGCUGAAGAGGAGGCUGCAGAUCGUCUGGGUGGAAGGGAGGUUCAAGGGUGGAAGGGAGGUCCUGCCUGCCGCUGCCACAGUCCUGCCUGUGUCAGCCUGCCACAGUCCUGCCACUGUCCUGCCUGUGGCAGCCUGCCACUGCCACAGUCGUGUGAACAACCUUAUUGUCUAAUAAAUUUCUUCUGCAUACUUUCUUGUUGGUCAUAGACUUUUAAACUGUUAUUAGUUGUCUUUUGAAUCAUUUGGGUUUUUUGGAGGAGGUUUUUUUUUAAAAAAGAAAUUAUCAUCUUUCAUUUUCUUGAAAGUUGUAGGACGUUUAUUUUUCUUGUUACCCACACCCAGCCCCUCCCUUUUGUGUGCAGUGUAGAUUAAACACAUAUUAGAAAAAUCAUUGACUGACUCUUCUUGAUCCUUCCAGUGUGCUCACAUUCUACACUAUUCGUGCUAUCUCUGAGCAAUAUUCUAAUGCUGUAUUUAGGUCCUGGGGGAUUGGUGAUCUGGUCAACAACCCAGUUUCUCAAAAUGCAUAUUCUACUUUUAUUCUAAUUUUAUUUUGUAUGUUGAAUUUUGUAAUAUGUGUUUUCUACUCAUCACCUUUCAGCAGUAUGGUUAUUUGCUUGAAAUGCUUUGUAGUGUAUGUUCAAACCAGAACUGCAUUUCAUUCUUGGUUUCAUAAUAAAAUUGUUUCUUCAAGGCA
Messenger RNA from Hemicordylus capensis (graceful crag lizard), 3296 nucleotides. RefSeq names its product SAP domain containing ribonucleoprotein (gene SARNP). Gene Ontology annotation, biological process: poly(A)+ mRNA export from nucleus. The transcript has 11 exons. Gene Ontology annotation, cellular component: nucleus. NCBI's taxonomy places the organism in Eukaryota, Metazoa, Chordata, Lepidosauria, Squamata, Cordylidae. The coding region runs from base 60 to 764 and encodes 234 amino acids. The record is from RefSeq and is a predicted model, not a curated record.